AUGGCUUCACACCCCCACGGAGAAGCCCUCGAUGAUAUCGAGCACAACCCCCAUGCCUCGGCCAACAGAUGGCGUCACCAGGAGAGCUCAGCUUUCCUCCGCCAUGCCGCCGGUGCCCACAGCCACGCACAACCCCGCGACCCCCAAGAACGAGGAACUACCAACGACCUGGCCGACUUUCUGAACCGCGACCGCGUCGAGCCCGAAAACCCCAAUGCUCCGCCCAACUUCAAGCCCAUCAUGGUCGCUGCUGGCGAGGCCGCUGGCCAGGAGGAACCUCGCGCGACGGCGACCCACGCCGAAGAGCAAGAUGCCCCCGACGGCCGGGAGAUCAUCUGCGGACCGCUGCUCAACUACCGCAGGAUGGACGAGAACAAUUGGUACGGAAGCGUCUUGAUCGUCACAAAGGGCGGUGGUAAGAGUCAGAGCUUCGCACCGCACUUGGUUCUGCGCCCUGCGAAUGCCGUAAAUGGCCAGCACGCCCCAGCCGAGACGAACGGUGUCAACGGUGUCAACGGUUCCAACGGUGCUAUCAACGGCGAGUAUUCCGGCGCAGCCAAUGGCGCGGGCACGAAUGGCUCAGAGACUCAGGGCCAAUGUCUCUACUCUGACCCCCGCAACACUUUCUGGGCCUUUGACCUGUCACUCCCACUCAGCCAAGCGGAGGCCAAGUGGGAGUACUCGAUCCCCGAUAUGCGAUUCUCGGCUGGCAACAUCAGGCCUGAUCGCUACCACUUCUUCGUCCCGGCCAUCAACGAGUCUAUGCGUAUCAUGUUCCACUCCUGCAACGGAUUCAGUGUGGGCACUGACGAAGACGCCUGGAGCGGCCCCGCCUUGUGGAACGAUGUGAACCGACACCACAAGGAGCGACCAUUCCACGUCAUGCUCGGAGGAGGUGACCAGAUCUAUAACGACGGAAUUCGAGUCGACGGACCUCUGCGCGAAUGGACUGAGAUUUCGAACCCCAAGAAGCGCAGACACUUCCCCUUCCCCGAGAAGCUUCGUCAGGCUUGUGACGAUUACUACCUGAAGAACUACAUCCGUUGGUACUCUACGGAGCCGUUUGCGACUGCCAAUGGCCAGAUUGCGCAGCUCAACAUCUGGGAUGAUCAUGAUAUCAUUGACGGAUUCGGCUCCUACGUUGACGAAUUCAUGCGAUGCGAUGUAUUCAGGGGUAUUGGUGGAACUGCCCACAAGUACUACAUGCUUUUCCAGCAUCACCUCCCUCCACCACCGUCCACCUACACCUCGGAUCAUACCACAACGGCCGAGGGCCAAGGACUUGACCCCAACCAACUCAUGGAUACCUACGUUGCGCCGGCCAAGUCGGAUCCCAGCUACAUUGUUGGCAAGCAGCCUGGUCCUUAUGUCGCGGAACACUCACAUAACAUGUUCGCCCGGCUUGGCGCGCGUAUUGCCUUCCUAGGUAUUGAUGCUCGAACUGAGCGUACACGCCAUCAAAUCAACUACCCAGAGACUUAUGACUUGAUUUUCAGUCGCCUCAGACAAGAGCUCAAGGGCGCUCAGGAGUCUGGACGCCCGUUCAAGCACUUGAUCCUUCUGCUGGGAAUCCCAAUUGCGUACCCUCGCCUGACAUGGCUUGAAAACGUCUUCCGCAGUCCCAUUAUGGGUCCGGUGAAGUUCUUGAACCGAAGGUUCGGUCUUGCUGGUGGUGUUUUCAACCACUUUGACGGCAGCGUCGAUUUGCUCGACGACCUUGACGACCACUACACGGCGAGAACUCACAAGAAGGAGCGCAACGCUCUCGUUGAGAGGCUUCAGGCCAUCUCAUCAGAGUUCUCAGUCCGUAUCACCAUCUUGGGCGGCGAUGUGCACUUGGCGGCUAUGGGCCGGUUCUACUCGCAUCCUAAGUUGAACAUUGCCUCGGAGAAUGACCACCGCUACAUGGCCAAUGUGGUCUCUUCUGCCAUUACCAACAAGCCACCGCCAGCAGCGAUUGCCAACCUGCUGGCCAGGAGAAACAAGAUCCAUCACCUGAACCACGAUACGGACGAGACGCUGCUUAAGUUCUUUGACAAGGACCCCGGCGAUUCGAGCAAGACGUCCAACUCCAACCAUGUGACUAUGCCAAGUCGUAACUUUGCCAUCUUGACGGAGAACUCGCCCAACAAUGGACUGGCUGCGCCGACGAACGGUGAUACGCGAUCAGUGAUUUCCGGCAAGGGCGGGCACGAUUUCCUCCACGUUGGCGAAGUGGAAUCGGGAUCCAAGCACAAGGCAGCCGGAAAGCAGCACGGCACCGGCAACGAUGGUAGCUUGGACAUUUGCAUCCGCGUCGAGAUUGAUCAGCACAACCGUGAGGGUCUCACCGAGGGUUACGGUGUUACUGUUCCCCAGCUCAAGUACACCAGCCAGCCGGUGCCGGUUGAGCCCUUCCCUGCACAGGAGCGGCAGAAUGGACAGGGCGAGUAA
This is a messenger RNA of Colletotrichum fioriniae, 2433 nucleotides long. RefSeq lists its product as uncharacterized. NCBI's taxonomy places the organism in Eukaryota, Fungi, Ascomycota, Sordariomycetes, Glomerellales, Glomerellaceae. Gene Ontology annotation, cellular component: membrane. The record is from RefSeq and is a predicted model, not a curated record.